Diaporthe batatas is the source of this 4506-nucleotide messenger RNA. RefSeq lists its product as uncharacterized. Gene Ontology annotation, molecular function: protein binding. The transcript is spliced from 2 exons. The coding region runs from base 183 to 3671 and encodes 1162 amino acids. The record is from RefSeq and is a predicted model, not a curated record. Lineage: Eukaryota; Fungi; Ascomycota; Sordariomycetes; Diaporthales; Diaporthaceae.
UCGCGCCUCUCCUCCGAGCCCUUCUCCUUCUCCUCUGUCACCUCCAAAACUAUCUCCCUCAAUAGUCCAAUACACCCCUUCUGAAUAGCGCGUUUGUUUGAUGUCUUGAUUGGCAUCAGAUGAACCUGCAGUUGCGCUUUCACUUUUUCCCCCGAUCCCCCCACUCCAAAGGCUUCACCUAAAUGCCUGGAUCUAUCUACAACAACUUAUACACGAACUUUAUCCGUUCUGGGUUCACCAAGUCCUUCACCCACGGCUACGCGCAGUCCGUCGUAGCUGCCACCCACCCUCAUGUUCUAAACUCCCAGAACCGGCCGUCCUUUGCGGCCCGGAAACGCCAGACCACAACCCGUCUCAGCCGCCUCCAGCAGCUUCAGAGCGCCUUCCACACCAGCGCCCACCACUCCUCCAGCCUCCCCACCGAGCACCGUCAUGAGAAGCUUGCCAACAACCAUGGAGGGCUAGAUGCCUACUUCGAGAACCUCCAGAAGAAGGAGGCCACCGACGACGCCGAGGAGAACGAGUGGGUGCAGUUUCGCUUCCAGGACAAGAUCGAAUGGAAGCCCUCGCCUGCUUCCAUCCUGAUCGGCUCCGAGGCACGCGCUCUCGAGGCAAAGGAUGCUGAUGAAGAUGGCCUCAGCGUGUCCGCCCUCUCGGAAGAGGAGCAGGCCGCAUUGGCUCACAUCGAUGCUGCUCUUUCCAAGGAGAUCGAGGCCAGGCAGCAUGGGGACGCCGAGAACACCGGCGUGUCCAGGGCACCGACACCCCCCCUUGAUGAGGCCGCUGAACCUCUCUCGCCGGCAAGCCUCGCCCGCUCCGCCACACCACCGGUCGACCCGCAAUCCCAGAGCUACGCCGACCACCUGACCAAGCUCUCCGAGACUGGACGCUAUGCCAAAAUACCAGCUGUUUUUGAGGCCAUGUUGGUCGCCAGCAUCCAACCCUUGGCCACCUCGUACAAUGCCCUUCUCAUGGCCGCUAUUCACCUGCCGGCCGAGAAGAUUGAGAUUGUCUCCAAGGCCCUGGAUGUUUACACGGACAUGAUGCGCCGAAAGGUUGCCCCGGACAGCGACACUUAUAACAUCCUCGUCGGUUUGCUGGCCGCUCGAUCGCUCGAGGUCUCUUCCUUGAAGAAGAGGCUCGAGGAUAAGCGCGCUCGUUAUGGCGGCAUGGACGAGCCUGGCAAGUUUAUGUUCGCAUCCUCCGAACUCGAACACGCCAUUCUCUCCGAGGAUGACCGUCUCGACUUGGCCAUUAAGCUCUUCAAGAACUCGGUUGCCUGCCAGCGGGAUGUGUUCUCACCCGAGACCUACCACCAGCUCAUCUCAGCCUGCGCCCAGUCUGGCCGUCUCUCUGACAUGCUCCACCUUUACGAGCACAUGGAGACCAACAAGGCCACGCCUUUCGCUGCAACAUUCCCGGCAAUGAUCACUGCUUUCGCUAACUGCGGAGAUCUGGUCAGCGCUGUCGAGUGCUACAGCGAGUACCGGACUCUGGCCAUCGCCAAUGACAAUGGCGAGCCCACUCUGAAGGACCGUCUGGAUGCUCAGGUCUAUGCCUCAGUCAUUAACGCCUAUAUCGUCUCGGACAAGCUUGAGGGUGCCAUGAAGUUCUACAAGAAGAUCGUACAGGAAUAUGGCGUGCGUGCUGCAAGCAUCAAAGAUGCCAUCAUCAGCCUCGGUUUUGUCAAGGGUCUGGUUCACCGGGGUAUCUACUUUGAGGCUCUCCGGUGGGCUCAGGCCAUCGAAGAUGAGUCGCGGGCCCAGUCCAUGGCCGAGCUCACAGUGUCUUCGGCGGACAACGGCGACAAGCACACGGCCCUCGCUGCGUUUGCGAACAUCCCCGUCAACUUCAAGGACAUCGCCACCCCAGCAAGUGCCCUCCUCGCACUCUGCAUUCGUGGUGGUGAGGUCAUGGAGGCAUGGCGGUACUGGCAGAUCCUCAGCAGCCCUGAGGCUUCUGUGAACCCCUCGUUCAUCGAGCCAACCGCCAUGUUCGCAGUGGCAUUGAUUGGCUCCGGUCAAGUUGUUGAAGGUCUGAACGAGGCCGAGGCGAUGUUCCACCGGAUACGCUCAUCCAAGCCGGACGACGUUCAACUAGCAGCCGAGGUCGAGGAGGGCAUGGAUUUCGUCUCACGGUACAUGACCUCCCGAGGCAUCACUGAUCCCCGCGAUUCGACCGUCUCUCCGACUAGUGCUCCCUCGCCGUACCAGUCACAGUCAGCCCCGUCCGCGUCGAGCUACGAAGACACUUUCGACCCAUAUGCGCAUAACACCGACUUCAAAGGCUCAUCUCUCAUAUCUGAUGAGCUCGAAGGUGCUCACGGUCGCAAGGGCCCCAAGUUGAACGAUGCCCUUGCUCGGUUCCGCAACAUGCGCCGAGCUGGUCGACACCCCCGGUACAUCACUUAUGCCAAGCUCAUCUCAGCCGCUGCCCGCGAGGGCAAGAUGGAGACUUGCAACGACAUCCUCAACAUGGCUCGCACUGAUGUGCCAUUGCUACCUCAAUUUGCCGUUGUUCGUUACGGGUGGUCAUCGAUCCUGGACUCAAUGCUGGGUGCCUGCCUCAGCCUGGGCCACAGAGGCCAGGCCGAGCAGUACCACCAAGAGCUAUUGGAUAUGGGUGCAACCCCGUCUGCCAACACCUUUGGUCUGUACAUCACCACGCUCAAGGAGUCUACCAAAACUUUUGACGAGGCUUCCGAGGCGGUCAAGAUCUUCCACCGCGCCAAGGCCGAGGGCGUUGAGCCGAGUUCAUUCCUCUACAACGCCCUCAUCGGUAAGCUUGGCAAGGCUCGCCGCAUCGACGACUGCCUCUUCUUCUUCGCUGAGAUGCGUGCCCUUGGUAUCAAGCCGACCUCCGUCACCUACGGCACCAUCGUCAAUGCCCUAUGCCGCGUGUCUGACGUCAAAUUCGCCGAGGAGCUCUUUGAUGAGAUGGAGGCAAUGCCGAAUUACAAGGCUCGUCCUGCGCCCUACAACAGCAUGAUGCAGUUCUUCUUGACCACCAAACGCGACAAGUCCAAGGUCCUAGCAUACUACGCACGCAUGAAGGCCAGGGGCAUCUCGCCCACUGCGCACACUUACAAGCUGCUCGUCGACACUCACGCGACCCUUGAGCCUGUGGAUAUGCAGGCCGCGGAAUCCGUUCUGGAUAGCAUCCGCGCCAGCGGCGGCAAGCCGGAGGCUGUGCACUUUGCUUCUCUGAUCCACGCCCGCGGUUGUGUCUUGCACGACAUGGCUGCAGCUCGGAAGACCUUUAACCAAGUCAUCAACGACCGCAGCAUUACCGCGACGGCGUCCCUCUUCCAGGCAUUGUUCGAGAGUAUGGUGGCCAACCAUUGUGUUUCCGACACUGAACCACUUCUCAUGGAGAUGCGUCGACGGAAAGUCGAGCUGACCCCUUACAUUGCCAACACUCUGAUCCACGGAUGGGCUUCCGAGGGCAACAUCGCCCGUGCUGAGGACAUCUAUGGUGCGGUUGGUCGUGACCGCCGGGAGCCGAGCACAUAUGAAGCAAUGACCCGGGCCUAUCUCUCCGUCGAGGAUAGGGAAAAGGCGAGGUAUGUCGUGUCAGAGAUGAUGGGACGGGGCUACCCAAGUGCGGUGGUCGGAAAGGUUGUCGAGCUUGUCGGUGGCGGUGAGCAGGAGGCUGCAGUUGCGGCUGUUUAAGUUGCCUGCUCCCAAGGCGUACACUAACUCCAUCGCUCCUGUUUUUCUAUUUCCUUUGUGUCGCGCCUCUGAUUUACCGUCUUGUUUGAUACCCCUCGAUACGGUGCGUGGAACAACAAUGGGGGAUGAUGACGGACGAGAAACGAUGUCCGGUGGAAGUACAAGAGUGACGGGAUGUCGGUGUUCAUGAGGCCGGCAUGUGUUGGCUAUUUCCUUACUGUCGUAUUUUCCUAUGUCUUUGUCAUCACAGCGGGCGUUGGUAUCGUGUUGGAAAUCGGUUCAAACGGCCGCGCCCACGAGGCAUGAUGGAUGGCCCAGGAUGAAAAGGUCUUAUUGUUUGGUCAAUUGGUUGGGUCUGGCUGCCCGACCUGGUGAGGUUAUUGUCGUGCCCGGACAGAAGGCAGGUCCGGGGCGGGAUACUUGUUAUUUAUUUUUGUUUUCGAAGCAGUCGAGGCACGUUCUUCCUGCUUGCAUCUGUCGUCAAAGGCGGCAUAUAGACAAAUCUCCACUCUGCAUAUCAGCAAGAAAAAGACAUGGACAUAUUACAAGCGGUGGCGAACGGGACGGGAUUUUGGGCAAUGGCGGCUGGUCUCGGGUCGGUUGGUCGGUCAUCAUCUUGGCUGGGAGGACUGGCUAUCAAGGCAGGCAGGCAUCUAGAAACGAUGGAAUGCUGGACAGGUCAUGUCGCCUGUGUAUAUUACAUAGAACCAUCGCUGAUAAUGAUAAAUGUCCAAUGACAAGUUGGAUCUUGUCCAGGCACAUAUAUGAGUCAUCUAUUCAGAGUAUCAGGCUUGGGUGAUUAUAUCAAUCCAAGACCCUUUCGAGCUCGGGCUGG